This is a messenger RNA of Drosophila yakuba, 3542 nucleotides long. RefSeq lists its product as uncharacterized. Bases 1188 to 2339 code for a protein of 383 amino acids. Lineage: Eukaryota; Metazoa; Arthropoda; Insecta; Diptera; Drosophilidae. Gene Ontology annotation, biological process: sensory perception of taste. The transcript has a single exon. Gene Ontology annotation, cellular component: membrane. The record is from RefSeq and is a predicted model, not a curated record.
AUUUGUUUAAUGUAUAUUUAAUAUCGACGAAUAACCAAAAGCCCUUUUGCGUUAAGCCCAUAAUUGGUUAUUUCCCUUCAUUGAAGAAGAGUCUCCUAAUUGGGAUUAUUUAUGAAGCGUUUUAGUGCGGAGCCCAUAAGCUCUCCGAAAUUAGCAACUUAUUUAAAUAACAUAAAAUCCCUAUCAGCUCGAGGACAGCCUUCAGUUUUACCCCCCAAAACGUAUUUUCACGUCCGGGGAUAUCGCCGUAAAAAAAGCGAAGGGCAAAGGCGAACAAUAUACGAUAUUUUUGCAAAGGAGAACAAUACCGAUGCAGGAACCGAAAAAACCGAAGGGAAAGCAAUAAUCAUUAGGCCAACAAAGGCCUCUCGCCCUCCCUCGAGGGAUUGAGGUUGGCCAGGCUGUCCUAUCGGGUUGAGUGCGUUGUCAAGCGCUGACCAGGCUAAAAAAGAAGGAAAAAGGAGAAGCAGGGGCAGGGGCAAAAUGCCAAAAUAAACACUUGUCGCUGGUGAAAUUCGGAACGGUGGUGGCUUAGGUGGCUUACGUUUUCCCAACCACAAAAGUGAAAAUUUUCCAGCUCAGCACGCGUUUAGGCGCUGCUGUGUGCCUUUGGUCCCGGAGACCAUUAGCCUGGUGAGUGGGAAAUACACUUGGAUAUGAGAAACGGCAAAGGAAGGACCCACAGACUGAUGGCAGACAGGAUACAAUCUUUUCACGGUCUUCGCCACGGACUGACUUGCCUCAACGCAGGGAUACGUAAUAAAAAUGUAGACAAUUUUUACGACACUGUCCGAACAACACAAGUGGACAUUCCGCUUUUAUUUCUUCAUUAAAAAGCAGUAUUGAUUGCCGACCAGGAGGUCGUGGAGGCGGAGCAUCCGAGGAGUGCCCCCAAGGACCUUUUUACAGCCAUACUUUUAUUAUAGUUUGCCACACAAAAGGUCUUUGUCAUUGGCGUUAUUGGGCUUUCACGGGCUCCACCACUCUGUAUUUGAUUUAUUUUCAUUUUGAAAACCAUAUCUGUCGUUGCUUUUUCAUCUUUUGUAGGCCAAUGCAAACGGUAUUUUCAGUUCAACUGUCGUUUUGUCUCCUGACUCAAGUGGACAUUUAAAGCAACACAAUUUAGAUUGAAGUGGACAACGGUUUCUGCAUAAACCAUGUCUUUGAUGUCACGUAAUUGAUUACCCAUGUCCUGCCAAAUGACCGAUAAUGUGGGAUCAAUUUUUCAACGCCGACAAACAACUCCCCUUGGACCCUUUAUUGCUCCCCUAGUGAUGAAUGGCCAAACUAUAAAUACUGGCCUAAUUGGCCUAAACCAAAGGCAUAUAAAAGAGGCCGUAAAACAAAUGCAGCUUGCAGUUAUCGAGAUGGGUGUAACAAACUUGCAGCUAUGCAGUUUGCUAACAAAGUUUACGGCUCUCAAUGGACUAAACACCUACUAUUUCGAUCCUAAGACGAAUGGAUUCAGGAGCUCCUGGAAGCUUCAGAUAUACUGCGUUAUACAUCAUGGUCUCUGUGUGCUGGCUCUGGCACACAUGUCCUAUAGCACCGCUAGUAAUGUGAGAGUGGGUGUGACUGUUCUUACGAUUGGAGGAACCACGGCCUGCUGUGUGAAGUCCUGCUGGGAUAAGGCGCAGGGCAUUCGGAAAUUGGCCCGAGGACUUGUCAAAAUGGAGCAAAAGUAUUUCAGUGGGAGAGACAGCCGGCCGCUUUUGAAGUACCGAUACUACAUGAAAAUUACUUUUGUUUUGAUAACCCUGCUGCGUAUUCAUCUGUUUCAUCCGAUCUACAUGAGGAGACUGCUACUUUCACAGUUCUACGUAAAUGUGGGAGCGUAUUGGCUACUCUACAAUAUGCUUUUGGCAGCUGUGCUCGGCUUCUACUUUUUGCUGUGGGAAAUGUGUCGCAUUCAAAAGCUCAUAAAUGAUCUAAUGGCGCACAUUCUAGCCAGGUCGAGACGGAGAAAUCGCCUUACAAAGAUGCUGCACUGCCUUAGACUCUACUCCAAGCUUCUACUGCUGUGUGACCAGUUCAACAACCAGCUUGGACACGUGUCCGUGUGGGUUUUGGCCUGCAAAAGUUGGUUCCAGAUCACCUAUGGCUACGAAAUAUACCAGAUGGUGGCUGCUCCAAAGUCAAUUGAUUUAAGUAUGGCCAUGAGACUGUUUGUAAUUUUCAGCUACAUUCUGGAUGCCAUUAAUCUAUUUGUUGGAACAGACAUUUCCGAAUUGUUCAGUACUUUCAGGGCGGACUCUGCACGCAUUUUAAGGGAGGCAAAUUGCUUGGAUCGACUGGUAAGUUGCUAUUCUUUUAAACGAAUAACACAAAUAAUAUGGUAACAUCUACUGAAAUCGACCCGAAGUCCUGUAUUAAUUUUUAAGCGGCACGGAAAUUAAAAUCUUUUACUGAUAAAGCUGCUUCCAACUAAGCUCAUUUCUGAUUAGAGCUCUCUAAACUUCCCCUUUGAACUCCGAUUGCAGCUCUCCAUCUUCACCUUGAAGUUGGCUCUCCAUCCCAAGGGGGUCGUCUUUCUCAACGUGUUUACUUUUGACCGAAAGCUGACUCUGACGCUUUUGGCCAAGUCGACGCUGUACACAAUAUGCUGGCUGCAAAACGACUACAACAAACUCAAGGCGUAGACUCCAUUCAAGGUAUAUCCUGCGCUCCCAAGAGUUUAUUAUCCGACGCACAAGAGUUCGUCUGGACUGCGAGUACAAAGCAAAAACCAAGGCACAUGCACAACUUAAAGCAAUACGAGUACAAACAUUUACAUACACAUAUGUAUGUUCACAGCAAAUAUAUAAUGGAAAAAUCAACGACAAUGCAUCCAAAUCCAAAGCCACGAGCCUGCGGAACUGUGCACGAAGACUAUUGGUUUGAUGAUGAUGAUGAUGAUGAUGAUGAUGAUGGGGUGAAUUGGUCAUGUUGCACAAUGGCUUAGAAAAUAAGUAAGGAUGGAUUAAGCUGUUCGAAUUAUAAAUACCCAUCGCUGGGCUGAAAUUUAAUUGAUUUUUCUGUUGCCGUACACACAGUUAUAAAUAUUUGGUAAAUAUUAGAAUGCAACUUAAUUUAGCAUGAUCAUGUGCCUUUUUUAAUUUUAAAAGAAGGUGUACGUUGCGUAAAAGAGUAUAUUAACUUGGUAAGCACACAUACGAAUGUAAAAUGUUGCUGUGCAAAUAUUUCCUUUAAUUAAAGUAUGAAUGUUGUAUUAGACUGCUUCCUAUUAUUUUAUUUACAAAGUCUCUGUUUCGAGCUGUCGUUGUUUUUGCCUUUUUAGUUCCACCGGAAGUUAGUGACCCAUUCCAGGGUAUUUUUCCCGACAUCCUGUGACAACAAAGGACUCUGCUCCUUACUUUGUGACCGUAUAUUGCUUUCAUGUCAUUGUGCAUGUGUUGCCAAAGUGUGAGCGUUUUAAUUUGAUUUGUCAUGAAUGAAAACCAACGGAAGGUGUGGUGUGAAAAUUGUCGAGCAAAUAAAAGUGAGAAUUGAAAACCGAAUAGAUGCUGAGGAGCGGGAAAAUCAAAGGAUAAACAAAACUUACA